AUGGACUCACUCAACUACGACCGCCCCUGGACCAGUUGGGACAAUGCGUUACUAGGCUUUGUGUUCAUAAUCGCCCAUGGUCUCAUUAUGUGUUCCACAAGGGAAAGCUUGGGCGGCACAAAUCCAAUUUUGCACAAAAGGAGUCGCAUUUAUAUGGCUAAACUUCCAAUUGGGCACAACUUUCUUUUGGCCCUUAUGGGCGCAGGCGCUAUGCGAGCUGAUCAAGGAGAAUUCGCGCACGCGUUAGGACUGACGCUCGUUUUUUGGUUUACGUCCGCCUGGAAAGAUGAAAAAGCGGCCGGUAUUCUCCCACUAAUCACACAAGUAUUUUUUAAGAAAAAUACGGUCCUCAACCUACAACGUGCUGUGGCGGUACUUCUGGGGUCCGUCUUAGGCUGCACCACCGGUUCAAUACUUCUAAAAGGCAAAGCGUCCGCCGAAUGUCAGAACCACUCAUUUCUGCUAGCCAGCGUUUGUGAGGCGAGCAUCGCCUUGUUCCUAAAACUCACGCCGGCGUUCAUGGAAGCAGGGGCAAAACGGUUCCACCAGCGUCACAGUCCGAACAAAGCCAGUCAUAUUGCUGUCCUCUUAUUGGGAUCGAAAAGCAACAAAACUCAUCUGACCCGCCAUGCACAGACUUGCACGGUCAUUUGUUCUGUGAUCCCGGCUAUCGCGAUAUCAUUUGGAACGACAUAUGUUCGCGCGCCGAUUGGCAACCCGCUUUUUGCCGUCAUUUGGUCCCUCAAGUGCCGAGAAAUGCUUCCUUGGGUUGUCGUACCGCACAUCGUCGUCCCCUUCACGAUUUACACGUGCUGCGAAUACAUCAUCCGGCGUUGGAUAAUCCCAGAAAGGCCAAUAGUCUGUCUAGUUCAGAAGGCUAAAAAAUUGGUCUCCAAAAUA
Messenger RNA from Mesorhabditis spiculigera, 900 nucleotides. The record is from the annotation of a GenBank genome assembly. NCBI's taxonomy places the organism in Eukaryota, Metazoa, Nematoda, Chromadorea, Rhabditida, Rhabditidae.